Molecule: messenger RNA, 2883 nt
Organism: Rhodotorula toruloides NP11
Lineage: Eukaryota; Fungi; Basidiomycota; Microbotryomycetes; Sporidiobolales; Sporidiobolaceae
Product: nuclear protein
Exons: 9
Coding region: 1-2883 (960 amino acids)
Biological process (GO): ribosomal small subunit biogenesis
Cellular component (GO): nucleolus
Molecular function (GO): protein binding; RNA binding
Source: RefSeq, a predicted model, not a curated record
AUGCCGCCACAGCAGCGCAAAGUCAACUACGCCGCGCGCAAGCGCACAGCGACUCUGCCCGCCAAGCUCCGCGACGAACUCGAGCAGCUCGGACAUAUAGCGCCACAGAAGGGGUCGGGCAGGCUUGGGAGGAAGGACAGGCGCAAGGCUGAGCGCAGCCAGGCCAAGCAGAACAAGGCGCAGCACCAGCAGGGGAAGAAGCGGGCGUCACGGGACGAAGACGAGGACGAGGCGGAGCCGAGGCAACCUGUCGCUUCGACGAGCAAGGCUGCUGCGCCUGCGCAGAAGGCAGACAAGCCCGCGAAGAAGAAGGCGCGGCUCGCAGUCGACCAGGAGGACGAGGCAGAUGCCAAACCACAGAAGAAGCAGACGGCGCUCGAGAGGCUGGUCGCCAAGCAGGAGCGAGGGAAAGGACCCGACCCGGCGAGGAAGAAGUCAAAGACAGAGACGGACGAGGACAGGGAGAUUGCGUGGCUCGAGGCCAAGCUGGGCAUGGGAAGAUCGCUCUCCUCGUCGGAGAAGGGCAAGAUGCGCGAAGAGUUCGACGAGGAAGGGCUGGGAGAGCUGUUCGAGGGACUUGACGAUCUCGAGGGAGCGGCGUUUGGCGCGACGAAGAAGGACUACGCCCAGCUGCUACGAGAGAAGGCCGACGAGCUCGACCUCCCGUCCGACUUCGACCUUGACGACCUUGCCUCCGGCGACGGAGGCGAAAGCGCUGACGACUUUGCGGGAUUUGACGCGGGUUCGGCGGACGACGAUGACGCGUUUGGCGAGUACGGCGUGUCGGACGACGAGUUGCGGGAUCCGAGCGACGACGAUGAUCACGAGGAGAUGGGCGAACUGGGCAGUGAAGGCUCGGACGACGACGAGGAGAUGCUGAACGAGUCGGACUUUGAGGAGGAUGACGAGGAGAUCAACGAUGAGGAGCAGGCGGAUGACGCUGGCGAGGGUGAUGAGCGGGCGCGCACAGUGCGGUUUGCGGACGAGGCGGAGACGGAACCUAUGGCUCCUCAAGGCGCUGAGCCAACACCGGCAGCUCCCCCGGCGCCUGCGACUGGUCGCUACAUCCCGCCGCAUCUUCGCAAAGCCGCUGAGGCAGCAGCAGCGGCAGCCGCCUCCUCAACUCCCGCUCCUCCCCAGGCCAAGGCGCUUGAUGCUCCGCCUGAGGACCCUCGCCUGCGUCGCCAGAUUCAGGGCCACCUCAACAAGCUCUCAGCGACCAACAUGUCCGCCAUCGUCGACGCUCUCAUGUCGCUCUAUUCGACCAAUCCUCGCGCUGUCGUCUCGACCACCUUGACCUCCAUCCUCCUCGGAAUCAUCUCUGACCGCGACAACAUUGGCGAGCAACUCGUCAUCACGUACGCAGCGCUCGUUGCUGCCCUCUUCCGCACGGUCGGCAUUGAGUUUCCGGCUGGCGUGGUCGCCCGCUCGGUUGAGUUGUUCGACGCAGCGCUGAAGAAGCACGUCGAUGCCGCCCACGCGCCUCAGACAGCCAAGGGUGGGUUGACGGACGAGGACGGCUUCGAAGGACGACCGGGGAGCAAAGAGUGCCUCAAUCUCGUCACGUUCGUCGCCGAGCUCUACAACUUCCAGGUCGUCCACUGCGGCCUGGUGUACGACUUUGUGCGCGUGUUCAUCGAGGGCGGACUGGGCGAGUUGGAGGUCGAGCUGCUAAGCAAGAUCAUCAAGCGCUGCGGUCAGCAACUCCGUUCGGACGACCCGUCGGCGCUGAAGGACAUCAUCUCGCUCGUCAAGCAAAAGAUGCAAGGCGUCGACCCUGCCUCGAUGAACUCCCGCACCCGCUUCAUGGUCGAGCAGCUCACGAACCUCAAGAAUAACAAGUUCAAGCAGCCUGGCGCGGACGGUGCGGUGGACAACUACUCGCAGCUCAAGAAGUUCUUGGUCGGCUUGAACAAGAAGCGUGCGACUGGCUCCGCCCCCGAAGCUUUGCGCGUCUCGCUCUCCGAGAUCCGAGCCUCCACAACCCGCGGCAAAUGGUGGCUCGUCGGCGCAGCCUGGUCCGGCGACCCGCUCGCCAAGACGUCGACGGGCGGAGCGACGCUGCCGGUUUUGCAGACGAAGGAGGCGCAAGGGGACAAGGAGCUGGCGAAACUUGCGAGGCAGCAGGGGAUGAACACAGAUGUGAGGAAGGGUAUCUUCAAUGUUUUGAUGAGCAGCGAGGACUACAUCGACGCUUGCGAACGGCUUCUCCAGCUUGGCUUGUCCGACGUCCAGCAGCGCGAGAUCGCCCGCGUACUCCUGCAGUGCUGCGGCAACGAAAAGACCUACAACCCCUACUACACGCUCGUCGCCCAACGGCUCUGCACCAAAUCGCACUCCUUCCAAAUAACCCUCCAAUACCUCCUCUGGGACUUCCUCCGCGACCUAGGCGAGAAGAGCGUCGGCGGCGAAGAGCUGGUCAAGUCGAUGCAGGACGCGGUGGAUGGGUCUGGAGGAGCGGGGAGUAAGGUCUCCGAGAGGAGGAUGGCGCAUUUGGCGAGGUUGUAUGCUUGGUGUAUCGCUAAGGAGGCGCUGGCGAUCAAUAUCCUCAAGCCCGUCCCCUUCAACUCCACCCUCACCAAAACCACCUUCUUCCUCUCCCAACUUCUCAUCUUCACCCUCCUCGGCACCCAAACCCCCUCACCAGCCUUCUCCCUCCCGCCCUCCACGACCCGCAAAGACCGCGAGUCCGUCGAGCGGGUAUUCGUCAAGUCUGCUUCGAAUCCGAGGUUGCAGAAGGGGCUGGGGUACUUUUUUGAAGUGCAUGCGGAGGAGAUGGGUGAGUGGGCUGGGAGGUUGGGAGAGAGGGAGAGGACGGUGGUCAAGUGGGGUAUCAAGGUCGCUGCGGAUACGCUGAGCGUUGGAGGCAUUGUCGACUUUUAG